UUGGAAUUGAGCCAAAAAUAGAAUGACGUACUUGUUGAAUGCCCGGAUGUCCAGACAAAUAUAUAGUCUGGAAACCAGAAAUAGUAACAUCAAAACGAAACAAAGUUUCCGUGUCUCGUAGUUUCAUGCUUUCGCAAUCAUCAGACGGUGGAAACCAUUUAUCUGUUAUUUCUAAAUUCAGCAUGAUGAAAUAUCAGUAUCCGCCUGUUUUCAAAGAUUUUGUCAUCCACGUUGUCCGAUCUUUAGGCAGUUCAGAUCGUGCAGCAUUGAGGUUUAACUGCCGGGGACUUAUUCCGGGUUCGAUGUUCGAUGGCGACAUGUUUGAGAUAAUCGCGUCUCUGGUGCAAGUGAAUGAGUUAUCAUUCAUGAAUAUGUCGCUGCUGAACAAUUUCCUCUCACGUAUUGGUCAUUCCGAGUUGCUGAGAGAGCUGGUAAAAGUGGAAAUGAGGAUCUCAGUUGGUGUAAUCUUGGGCGAAUAUCUGAAGUUUAGAUCUGUCAAUGGCUUCCGCCGAGGAACUAGCACGAGACCUGAUAAUUCAAACAACAUCGUGAAGUUUCUGUUUUCGAAGAAACAGGGGAUAGCAGAAGUCCGUGGGUGGCUAAGGCAACUCAGUUGUCACAAUAUUCGCAACUUCGAGCUGGAUUUGAAUAAAGUCAUUCGCAGUCUGCAACUCUCCUGGCCUGUCAUUACGAUGGCACUGGUGAUUAUUGGUGAGCUGUAUGCCUCUUCUUUUCGAAGUCAAAAUUCAGAAGACGUUUAUGUCACAGAGGAGGAUUAUUUCGUAUAUUCAUUUUCCCAUUCUGAGACAUGCGGGUUGCUAUCAGAAUGGAUCCUUCAGAAUGGUGGUUUGAAAGCCUAUGAAGAUUUUAUCAUAAAGCGACAAGGAGCCACUAUCAGAUCCAUGCAGUCAUCCAUUGAAGAAUCUCUGACAGAAAUACUUCAAUUGCCUUGAAAUUGAUUUGAAGAUGCUCGUUAUUAUGAAACCAUGUUGAACAUGGUUUCCUAACCGUUCAUACGGUGUAAAAAAAGAGCAAACCCCUACUCCUUUACCCUCUACUCCUUUACCCCCUACUCUUUUACCCCCUACUCCUUUACCCCUACUGUUUUACCCCCUACUCCUUUACCCCCUUCCUCCCCUCUUAUAGACUGCCACCUUGCCGUGGUGGAGGGGCUUGUGCGUUUCAAUGAUCCUUAGAACUCAGCCGGCGGAGGCAUGGGAGCCUCUGGUAGGUACAACCAAGCCGGAAAGAUCAAAGGGGAGAAACCAGACCAAAAGGCAGUCAAUAUUCAUUUAUUUCGAACGUGACAUUUAUUUUUGUUUUCAUUCUCAAUUAGUGUUGGUGCUUGCACACAAAAAGUAAUUGUAUCCUACCAUCUUCUUUAUUGUAUUUAACUAUCUUUUGUAUUUUUUUAAUUAGCAUCUAUUUUCUAUAAAAAAAGGAAAAA
Molecule: messenger RNA, 1447 nt
Organism: Stylophora pistillata
Lineage: Eukaryota; Metazoa; Cnidaria; Anthozoa; Scleractinia; Pocilloporidae
Source: RefSeq, a predicted model, not a curated record